Molecule: messenger RNA, 1677 nt
Organism: Pichia kudriavzevii
Lineage: Eukaryota; Fungi; Ascomycota; Pichiomycetes; Pichiales; Pichiaceae
Exons: 1
Coding region: 1-1677 (558 amino acids)
Biological process (GO): chromatin remodeling; positive regulation of transcription by RNA polymerase II
Cellular component (GO): histone acetyltransferase complex
Molecular function (GO): protein binding; histone H3 acetyltransferase activity
Source: RefSeq, a predicted model, not a curated record
AUGCCACCCGUGAAGAGAAGAUCAGAUAGAACACACGUUGGGAAAAAUGACGUGAAGAGGCCCAAGAUCAAAGGUGCUGAUACGCAGCUAAGUGACGGGAAAGACAAAACGGCUAUUGUGAAUGUAGAUGGCGAUCAAACAAAGGGCACUGAAGAAACAGAGAAAAUGGCUGAACAGAAUCUAGGCAGUUCAAAUGAAGAAGAAGUGUGUGGGGGUUUUAAAAGUGAAAAUAACGAGGACGCUGAAAAUGAAAAUGAAAAUGAAAAUGAAAAUGAAAUUGAAAAUGAAAUUGAAAUUGAUAAUAAGAACGAAAUUGAACAAGAGUCUCUCGGGACUGAUGAUAAUCAUAAUAAUGGUCAUGAUGAGCAUGAUGAAAAGCAAGCUGAUGGUCACAAAGAGAGUGAUUUAAAGAAUGAGCCCAAAGAGCAAGCUAAAGAAGAAGGCACAGGCGAUCAAAAUAAUGGAAACCAGGCUGAUAAUGGAUCUGUGCAAGACACAGUCGAUCCAAUAAUAGCAGGUGAGGGUGCCGAUGAGGAGGAGGUCAAUGACGAGGACAGUAAAAGGGUACAUACUUUUACUUUUGACGGGUGUCAGUAUACAUAUAAAGACAGGCCAUCAGUCAUUGAAGAAAAGACAGGGGAUAUUGAAUUUCGUGUUGUCAACAACGACGAUAGUCGUGAUAGUAUGAUCAUAUUAACAGGGUUGAAGAAUAUUUUUCAAAAGCAACUACCAGAGAUGCCCAAAGCGUAUAUUGCGAGGUUAGUGUACGAUCGAAGUCAUGUAUCUAUUGCAGUGGUACGAAAGCCAUUGACGGUUGUUGGAGGUAUUACCAUUCGACCUUUUGAAAGCCACGAAUUUGCAGAGAUUGUGUUUUGUGCGAUUUCAUCAACAGAGCAAGUUCGAGGGUACGGUGCACAUCUAAUGAACCAUUUAAAAGACUAUGUUCGAAAUACCAGUAAGAUCAAAUACUUUCUAACUUAUGCGGAUAAUUAUGCGAUUGGAUAUUUUAAGAAACAGGGAUUUACCAAGGACAUUACAUUGCCAAAGCAUGUUUGGAUGGGAUACAUCAAAGACUACGAAGGUGGUACACUAAUGCAGUGUUCAAUGCUACCCAAAAUACGAUAUUUGGAUAGCAACAAGAUACUAGCGCUACAAAAGGCAUCGAUACUGAGCAAGAUUCGAACAAUUGGUAAAUCGCAUGUUGUAUAUAAAGGGCUGGAUUAUUUUAAGAAGAAAAACUUUGAGCCAUUGAAUCCGUUCAAUAUACCUGGCUUGAAGGAGGCUGGUUGGACCAGAGAGAUGGACGAUUUAGCACAAAAACCCAAGAGAGGGGCGCAUUAUAUUGCAAUGUUGACGAUAUUAACAGAGAUGCAGAACCAUCCAUCUAACUGGCCAUUUGUACAGCCUGUCAGUAGAACAGACGUUCCUGAUUAUUACGAGGUCAUUAAGGAGCCGAUGGAUUUAAGUACCAUGGAGGUGAAGCUCGAGAAUGAUGCGUACCAGACCAUGGAAGAUUUCAUAUAUGACUGUAAGUUGAUUUUCAACAAUUGCCGCCAAUAUAAUGGUGAGAACACGACAUUCUAUAAGAAUGCAAACAAGCUUGAAAAAGCCGUCAUUGCCAAGCUCAAAGACUUCCCAGAAUAUUCUCACUGUCUAGAUACAUUGACCCAUAGAUGA